Molecule: messenger RNA, 1269 nt
Organism: Kluyveromyces marxianus DMKU3-1042
Lineage: Eukaryota; Fungi; Ascomycota; Saccharomycetes; Saccharomycetales; Saccharomycetaceae
Product: putative hydroxyacid dehydrogenase
Exons: 1
Coding region: 1-1269 (422 amino acids)
Cellular component (GO): cytosol
Molecular function (GO): hydroxypyruvate reductase [NAD(P)H] activity; glyoxylate reductase (NADPH) activity; NAD binding
Source: RefSeq, a predicted model, not a curated record
AUGCAAAAACCUUGGAUUCUGUUCGUGCAACAGCCCGAGUACAACCUGCCAGAAUACGACUCUCUCACCCAAGAGUUUAACACUGUCGAGUAUAUAUUGAAGAGAGACACCGAUGGAAGCGGAAAAGAGGCAUUCCUUGAGUUUAUCUCCCAACAUACCAAAGAAAAGGGUCCUAUAGUAGGAAUUUUCGGCGGAUACCCUCAGUUCGCUCCGCUGGGAGGCUUAAACGCCAGCAUUUUGAACGACCCAAGAUGGCCCAACACAAUUAAGUGCAUAUGCUUGUGCUCUGUUGGCUACAAUGGGAUUGACCUAGACCUGCUUCAGGAGAAAGGGAUCCACUUGUACAAUUACGACGACACAAUCCAGGACGCCGGUAUCGUGGCCAAUGACGUGGCUGAUUGUGUUCUAUGGCACGUCUUGGAAGGGUUUAGGAAGUUCUCGAGCCAGAUGCAUGCAUUGCGCUCUGCAGGUGAUACGAUAAAGGCGCGUUCUCAAAUAGUGCAAGAAGAAGGCGGGGCUGCAGCUGCCCCAAGGUUCGAGUUUGGCCAGCGCUGGAAGCGCGGCAAAUCAAUCGAGAGUUGCCGCGGAAAACGCUGUUUGAUCAUGGGACUCGGCCGGAUUGGCGUGCAGUGCGGAAAAAAACUAGAAGCCGGUUUGGGGAUGGAAAUCCACUAUACACAAAGAAACCCAGUUUCGGCGGCUAAACUGGGCAUUAGUAACAACGACGAUGACAACACUGCUUUCCAGAAGUGGCAAUUCCACCCGAUCGAUAAGCUCGUCGGCGGCAAAAUUGGUCUAUUCGACUGUAUAGUGAUCUGCUUGCCUGGAACCCCUGCCACAAAGCACUUGAUCGACGCCGAGUUCCUUGCACAAUGCAAAUCGGACGUUGUCAUUUGCAACGUGGGUAGAGGCUUCAUCAUUGACGAAAAGGCUGUACAUGAGGUUAUGAAGAAUGACCCGCUGAAGAUCCGCCAUAUCGCCAUGGACGUGUUUCACGACGAACCUCUGGUGGAACAAUCGCUUUGCGAAGACUACCACUUCGCAACCAUCACUCCUCACAUCGCCAGUAGCACCCGAGCUGUGUGGGAAUCCAGUAACAGAUUGGCCCUCCAAGUUCUAAGUCACGUGUGUGCUUCCACUGAUACCAGACCCGGUUCUAGCUCCGGAAGUUGUCCCCCUGUGGAACCCAACCCGUCCUCGGAGUUUACAGACUCGUCGUAUCCCGGGAACUCUGGCGACAAACUUCACAGACUUCCCCGGGUCAUCUAG